AUGCCGAACCCGGUUCCAGGCCGAUCAGCGAAAGGGUGUCUUACUUGUAGACGACGGAAGAAGAAAUGCGACGAAAAACGCCCACAGUGCGAGCGAUGCUUGCUUGGCAACUUUGAAUGUUUGGGUUAUGCUCAUCUGGAGGGCAUCUCAUCAAAUAGCAAUCAUAUCUCAUCGUCGGGCUCCAUUACCCUGUCCAACGUGCAAGACAGCGUAUCUCACCUACUCAUCGAGGCGAACCACCCCACAACUGCCGACUUUCUCCCUUUUGUUAGUUGUAUGGGAAAUCCAGUACAUCCCAAUACAUUAUCUCUAACCCACCCUCACGGGCAUCCUCUGAGUAUACCCAAAGGCCCUCAGCUCGACUUAUUCGAACGGGAUAAUAUGGUGGACCUUGUGGUGUCACAAUAUUUACGAGUCGCUCGCGCGCCGUUCAGGCCGUUUCCUUACGAGUUCGGUAGAGCUAUCGAAGAAAGGGCUCGAAGUUCAGACCUCGUCCUCAAGACAAUGUAUAUCGGGGCGCGGAUAGCACAAGCACUUCUCGAUGGCACUAACCCACAACGUUUCGUGGGGUGGAUUGAUAGCUUUCAUCGCCAAAUAUCAUGGACGCAACCAUUAUCCCUGAAUACUGGUGCAACCCAUCUGGCAGACCGUCUGUCAGCUGUUCACGACCUUACAUUGUAUGCCUUUAUGCUGACGGACAGUCGGACAGGCUAUUCGUUGCUUCGCCAAGGUGUUCCUAUCUUCCUCGAGUUUGCCGCUCAGUCGCCUCAAGUAUGGUCUAAGGACUCUGCUAUAUCGAUCUCACAUGCACUCAACCCUACCAGACAUGAGAUGGCCAGAUUUGUUCUCGUAGAUGCGAUUUCCUCUCUAGCUUUCGGCACCGCUCCUCUCAUUAACUACGAUACGACUGUUAACGAAAACGAGUUCUUGCAUGGGAAGUACGGCUUUCUGGAAAUGGGUUGCGCGGGUCAUGGACCAGGUAGUUCAAACUCGGGAGAUAUUGGAGAUAUUGAGGAGUGCGUCAAAAAGUGGGCCCCGAAGCUGGAUUAUACCGAAAGGCCGUUUGAAUCAAUUACCAGACUGGCAGUGCAGGAGUGCUGGCGCCAGGCAACGUUGAUAUACGCGUAUAUGGGGUUGUGUGGGGCGGAUUCGUCAGAUGAUCGAGUUCAGCCCUUAGUCUCUCAGGUAGCACAAUUGGCCGCUACUAUUGAGCCUAAUAGCCCUAUGGAGGCGCACUUAUUUGUUCCAGCACUGAUAGCGGGGGCAGCUGCUCGGAAGGAGAAACACCGUACUGUUCUUCGCAAGAAGAUUCAGGCAUCUCGGAACAUCGAUGCACGGAUACUGAGAGGGGCUGACUUUGUAUUUGUCCUUGAUCAUCUGUGGCAUGGCGCCGCGGUCGGGGGUAGUCCGGUGACCUGGGAAGACUAUGUGACCUCGCGUUAUGCAGUCAUGCCUUUGGAUGUCUGA
This is a messenger RNA of Rhizoctonia solani, 1467 nucleotides long. RefSeq names its product Fungal specific transcription factor domain. Gene Ontology annotation, molecular function: DNA-binding transcription factor activity, RNA polymerase II-specific; zinc ion binding. The record is from RefSeq and is a predicted model, not a curated record. Gene Ontology annotation, biological process: regulation of DNA-templated transcription. The transcript has 8 exons. Lineage: Eukaryota; Fungi; Basidiomycota; Agaricomycetes; Cantharellales; Ceratobasidiaceae. The coding region runs from base 1 to 1467 and encodes 488 amino acids.